Molecule: messenger RNA, 3770 nt
Organism: Megalops cyprinoides (Indo-Pacific tarpon)
Lineage: Eukaryota; Metazoa; Chordata; Actinopteri; Elopiformes; Megalopidae
Gene: usp42
Product: ubiquitin specific peptidase 42
Exons: 16
Coding region: 84-3716 (1210 amino acids)
Biological process (GO): protein deubiquitination; regulation of apoptotic process
Cellular component (GO): nucleus; cytosol
Molecular function (GO): cysteine-type deubiquitinase activity; cysteine-type endopeptidase activity
Source: RefSeq, a predicted model, not a curated record
CACCGCCGGACGCUCGCUGGAUAAGGGGAUGGACAGAAACAGCUACAAUUACUGAUAGAUUUACAAAAUAACAGCAAUGAACGAUGACCAUAGUUGACAAACCUUCAGAGAAGUCUGACCCUGAGUCAGAUCGACCCAAGCGCUCUGGUUCAUUGACCCCAUUCACAUCUGGAGAUAUGGAUGGCAGCUCUACCAGCUGGGGCGUUGGUUCCUCACCCUCUGACAACCCCAAAACCAAGACCCCCUACAUGGGCCCCACUCCUGGCGCUGCCGUGUACAGCAGCAGUGCAGCUGUCACUGGAGAGAGGCCAAAGGAGCAAAUGGUGAUGACCAGCGGAGAUGGCAUCGCUCUCCCCCAGAAAGUUCUUUUUCCAGCAGAGCGACUCAACCUGAAAUGGAACCAGGUCCACCGUGUUGGAGCAGGACUCCAGAACCUUGGCAACACUUGCUUCCUCAACUCCGCUCUUCAGUGUCUCACUUACACACCCCCUCUUGCCAACUAUUUGCUGUCCCGGGAGCAUUCCAAAACAUGUCAUGAGCCAGGCUUCUGCAUGAUGUGCACCAUGCAGAAUCACAUCACCCAGGUUUUUGCCAACUCUGGAAAUGUCAUCAAACCCAUCGGUGUCCUCAAUGAGCUAAAACGGAUUGCUACACAUUUUCGCUUUGGGAGCCAGGAGGAUGCCCAUGAGUUCCUCCGAUAUACAGUGGAUGCUAUGCAAAAGGCCUGCCUGUCUGGUAACAAGUUGGAUAGGCACACACAGGCAACAACAUUAAUUCAUCAAGUCUUUGGAGGCUACUUAAGGUCCAGAGUAAAAUGUCUGAACUGCAAAGCUGUCUCUGACACGUAUGACCCGUACUUGGAUGUUGCCUUGGAAAUUAAGACUGCACAGAAUAUCACCAAAGCUCUCGAACAGUUUGUUAAACCUGAACAGCUGGAUGGAGAGAAUGCCUACAAGUGUAACAAGUGCAAGAAAAUGGUUCCAGCCACAAAGAGAUUUACAAUUCAUCGAAGCUCUAAUGUGUUGACCCUGUCUCUGAAUCGCUUUGCAAACUACAAUGGGGCAAAGAUUGCAAAGGAUGUGCGGUAUCCUGAGUACCUGGAUAUGCGCCCAUUCAUGAGUCAGUCUCACGGAGAGCCCAUGGUCUACCUCCUGUAUGCUGUGCUGGUGCACUCUGGAUUUAGCUGCCACGCUGGACACUACUACUGCUUCAUAAAGGCAAGCAAUGGGCAGUGGUACGAAAUGAAUGACUCGUCAGUCUCCGUCAGUGAUGUCAGAUCUGUUCUCAACCAGCAAGCUUACGUUCUCUUUUACAUCAGGUCCCCCGAUCUGAAAAAUGGAUGGGACUACAACCAUUCCAGCCGUACCCCGGGCCAGUCCUCCCCUCGGCCUAUCCUGAGCCCUCGCCCAGCCGGACCUCGACAUGUCUCCACUGGCUUCAUUGGGCCACAGCUGCCAGCUCAUAUGACCAAGAAAUCUCCCCACAUUAAUGGGAAUGGCUCCUUAAAGGAGCUGUCAUGUGGCUCCAAGCCCAGCAGCAGUCUGAGCAGAACUGGCCCCAGCCUGUCGUCCUGUGCCAGCGUCCCGCAGCUGAUCAGCCGUCCCACAGGGAUUCCUGAGCCUGCUAAGAGGCAGAAGCUGUCCUUCCCCAUUGGUCAGGGAAAGACAAUUCGGCCUACACAGGUCCAGCCUACCCUACAGAGCAACUCCAGCUGCUCCUCAUCCAUUGCCUCAAUCUCACACCCCCAACCCUCCCCAUCCUCCUCCGCCUCUUCCUCCUCAUCUUCAACCACCUCAAAGUCUACCUCAGAAAACCAGGCAGCCACCUUGUCCCGCCCCGACGCUUCCCCUGUCCCCAGGCCCCCCCGUGUGAACGGCACGCCCCUCAAUCACUGUGCCACCUUCCUGGUGCCCUACGGCCAGGAGUCCUCCGAAGAGUCCGAUCAGGAGGGCGGCGCCCUGGAAAACGGUCUUUCCAAGCCUCACGUCCCCACUGCUGUAAACGGCAAGAAUGGAGGCGGCAUCUCCUGCCCCAGCCCCACUGCCCGACUGCAGCCGGCUCCCAGAACCAAUGGCUCUACGAUCCCAGGGGCGCACGUGCACGAGAGUGGGUCAGGACCUGGCCACGGCAUCCCAAAACCCAGCCAUAACGGAGUGAACGAGUCUAACGGCGUCAUACACUUUGAGAAGGCUUCCCCCAAGGUCUUAGCCACGGGCACCAUUCAGACAACAUUUCAGAGUGUGGGCGGCAGCUCAGCCGGUCCUGCACUGGAAAACCUGGCCAGAACAAACCAGUCUGUGGACAGCAGGCCCAGCAAAGACAUGCUUCCCCCUGCGGCACCCCCCUGUGAGGUGGAUCCUGCUCUGGACCGGGAGUCUGCCUGCAAAGACGCCCUCGGACUCUCCCCUGCCCCUGAGCGGCAACCCUCCACUCAGGACAAAAGGGCUGAAACUCACGCUUACAACCUCGCUGCACAUGCACCUCGCGUAGCCGUGAGCUCCGAGUCUGGCUCAAAGAGCGCCUCGGAGGUCUCGGUGAAGCAGACGAACGGGGGCCUCGAGACCCAUUCAAAAGCAUGCACUUUGCCUCACAGCUCUGUUGCGUCAGCGGUUACUUUGAGCUCCCCGGGCACGGCUGAUACAGUGAGCGUCUUGUAUCGCCCCGGGCCCGCACCUGGAAAUGCUGAUCCUCUCUCAGCUACUGUCAGGGUAAAGGAGUCAACAGAAGCGGGGAAGAAUGUCUGGAGGAAUCCCUCCAACAGCAACGGCCUGAUUCCAGGAAGGGAUGGGCAAGGGGACUCUAAAGAGUACAACCCGAGCAAGUACAGCGACAGAGAAGGGAAAAGCAGCCUAGAAAAGCCGAGGUACAUGUCCAGAGACGGGGAUCACCUGCCCUUCUCCCCCUCGAAGGACAGAGGCAAGACCCCUGAGAGGCACAGGUCUCACAGGGAGCGCGAGAGAAGCAGGGACAGGCCCGCCCACAAGCGCCAAAGAGACCAUCGCUCCCACAGGGAGAGGUCACGCAGCCGGGACAGGCACCGCAGGGACAGGGACGCCGAGCGCAGGUGGGACAGGCACGCGUACCACCACAAAGACCAUCGCCACCGGUCCAAAGACCACAGGGACAGGAGGCACCCGGCCAGCGAGCAACUCUACCGGGAGGAGCAACACGGCCGGUGGCGGUGGGCCGACGAGGGCAGGGGGAGGGGACAGCACUCUCAGGACAGCAGCCAGCCCGGCCUCAGCCACCACAGGUACUCCCCCUUGCCUUCAGGCGCGUCGCCCCCGGGCCACGCCCGCUCCGCAGGCCACAGCCACAGGAGUGAUGCGGACAGGAAGCGGCGCCUGUGGGACAGACAAUCAGAGGAGCGAAGGGAGAAGAAACACAAGAAGUCCAAGAAGAAGAAGAAAGCAAAAGACAAGGACCGGGAGCACUGGGUCCAAGAUCCUGAUCAUUCUGAGAGGAACCUGGACAGCAGCUCGUGGAAACACAAAAAGAAGCGAAAGAGGGGGCAGGAAGAGGCGGAGUCUGAGAAAUCCCACAGGGACAGCGAUAAUGACAGGGCAUGCCACAAGCGUCGCUGCCACGAAAGAGACGAGCCACGUCAGACAGAGAAGCGCUCCCACGCCGAGAACGGCCUUUCCCACGGCGCAUCCCAGCUCCACAGUCACACAGGUAAUGCGUCACGCAGCUCAGCCGAUCUCAACCGAUCAUAAAAGCUGUUUCAGGUAGAGAGCUUUGGCUUUUGAAAAGGUUUAUUUUAGGGUCUU